AUGGAUCCCUACUGGGACGACCUCAGCUUUGCUCCGAAGCCCAGGACCCCUGCGCCAGAGGAGGAGUUCAGCCAGUACUUUCUGGAGUACAAGAACUUUGACAAUCUUUUCAACGAUGCAUUGACCACUCUCCAGGACUUGGAUGUGCCGUCUGGUCCACCUCAACCGGCGCAAUUGCACCACCUCAACUCGCCUUUCAAACAUGCUAAGAAGCCCAGCGGCACCGCCAUCUUUGGCUUUGCCGACCACAACAGAGAACUCUCCAUCAACGGCAUCAACGACAUUCUAAGACACCAGAGGGCACCGCUGGAGGCUGCUCUGCUGAUUCUGCCGGUGCAAUUGGCCCGUAAAAAGGCUCCACCGAUGUCCAACGACCAUCUUGAUUUCAACUUUUCCCAGGGUUUGGAAGUCUGCAAGCCCAUGCACAUCAACGAGAACGAUGAGUACGAAGAGCCCAAGAAAGAGGACGACUUGAUCGUUACGGGCGCCACGCCAAAGCAAUACAAGUUUCCGCCCGACCCAGAAGACGAGGAAUUUGCCAUUGACUACCUCAAGAAAAUGCCCUCGGUGAGCCAGCCCAUCCACAUUCUGGCCAAGGAAGACGAGCCAUACCCAGAAGAGAUCGAAUCGCUUCUAGAAAGCCCGCUGCGAAAACCCAAGUAUGUUCCAAUCCCGGUUCAGCAGCCUAGGCGUAAGAUCAAGGAGGAAAUCGACCCCAACUUGGACUUGGACCUCAACAUGAACAUGAACAUGAACGUCUACCUUCCGCCUCCAGGCAGCCAGGCCACAAGCAACGAAUACUCUUCUCCGGAACCGGCGUCUCCUCUACCGCAGAACGGCUUGUAUUCGUCUCCCCACAGAGUGAUUCCUCAGGGUCCUCCGCUCCAUUCCUCUCCUUACGAAAAGAACAACUACAACCCCCAAUAUUUCCUGGACGGCACGGAUAAUUACCUGGACCCCAAUGUCGUCAAGUCGCUGCCUUUCCAGCUGCUGCCUUUCCGCAACGAACCUCGCCUGCUCAAGUCAUCUCCUCUCAAGUACAACCGAACGGAAGCUGACGAAACCACCACCGACGUCAACGAAACCAUUGUGCAGCUUACGCCGUUGAAAAAUAACGCCACGCCGUUCACGCCCAGCAAAAACAAAAUCACCCUCGAGUGGAGUCCCAUCAUCUCUCCAAACUCCAAAGCCUCCACCGACGUCCGCAAAGCCAUCCAGGACCUUUCUCCCAAACGAGUGAUAAAAAAGACCUCUUUGCUUCCUCCGGGCGAGCUCGAUAGGUACUGGGAGGGUCCGGACGAAAACAAAAUUUUCACUUGCAAGUACGAGGGUUGCAAUAAGAAAUUCACCAGAAGAUACAAUGUCCGCUCCCACAUCCAGACACAUUUGAGUGAUAGACCUUUUACGUGCUCCUACUGCCCCAAGUCGUUUGUUCGCCAGCACGAUCUCAACAGACAUGUCAAGCUGCAUUUGGUUGCAAAACAUUGUAAGUGCAGCUGUGGCAAGGAGUUCACCAGGGUGGAGGGCUACAAGAGGCAUUUGAAUAAAGGCAUUUGCCAAAAAUUCACAGACACUGAGGUGAGUGGCUCCUCGAGAGGUGUUUCUAAACCUAGCCCUACGAAACAGCGGCGUGGAGAAACUGUCUUGGAUGGACUUACAUCGAACCGGUUGAACGAGGACCUCGGGCUUGCUGAGCAUUAA
Molecule: messenger RNA, 1701 nt
Organism: Candidozyma pseudohaemuli
Lineage: Eukaryota; Fungi; Ascomycota; Pichiomycetes; Serinales; Metschnikowiaceae
Gene: ACE2
Product: DNA-binding transcription factor
Exons: 1
Coding region: 1-1701 (566 amino acids)
Cellular component (GO): nucleus
Source: RefSeq, a predicted model, not a curated record